Molecule: messenger RNA, 1178 nt
Organism: Sycon ciliatum
Lineage: Eukaryota; Metazoa; Porifera; Calcarea; Leucosolenida; Sycettidae
Product: zinc finger protein 888-like
Exons: 2
Coding region: 84-1178 (364 amino acids)
Biological process (GO): regulation of transcription by RNA polymerase II
Molecular function (GO): RNA polymerase II cis-regulatory region sequence-specific DNA binding; DNA-binding transcription factor activity, RNA polymerase II-specific
Source: RefSeq, a predicted model, not a curated record
UUGAAUUAUUGGCACUGACGUCGGACACGUUUUGUGCUUGGAAGGAAAAUUACAGUUUUGAGACUUUGUGUUGUACGUGAAUCAUGGAUAAUUGUGAAUGGAAUUCGGCGAGUAGCGUGGACUCUGAUGUACUCUCAUCACUGCCACCACUAGUCAUAUGGACCAGCAGAAGGUCUACUGCGUGUCCUCCACCGCCAAAUAUAGCAGCAUCGUACGGCUCAUCUUAUGGAGCACAUAACCACCCAAAUGCUGAAAGCGGCAAUCAAGUAGCGACCUCUGAAUUCUUCUACGGAUAUAAUCCUCCUCUGCGUUCCUCAUUCAGCUCUUGCAACACUCCAAUAUCUACCUCCGAUGCCCUUCAAGAUCAUCGUUUCAUGGAGGAUGUGGCAGACAAGUUCAGGGAGCAACUACCAGAGUUCCAGAGUAACAACAAAACAAACGCUACUAUUGUUUCGACAACAGCUAUCGUAAACCCAAGCUCAAAUCCCAUGACACCUGCAGUGGACACUGACAAAAGAUCGCAAGACAACGGUAACCAAACUGUUAACCAUCCCGUCUCCGUUUCAUAUCACUACACAGGCCAUGGGCACGUAGCGUAUGACUCGGAAGGUGGCAAUUACUCAAGCAAGUCUGCCGAUGUGGACCUUCACAUUAUCGGACGUAUUCCAGUAUCUCCUCUUUCGUCCAGCUUAUGUGAAGAUCCCAAACAUCACGAUCGUAAAACGUUCAACAAUAUGCACACCUCUGAGUCGUUUUCGAAGGAAGUUUGUCAACUUCAAAUUGACAUUACUCAGCCUGAACCGUUGCUCAGCAAGGAAACAGAUACGUCACUCGAUCGCCAGAGUGACACACUGGAUCGUGCGCAUUCACAACCUGGAGAAAAGCCGCUUAAAUGUAAGCAAUGCGAUAAAUCAUUUUCUGCUCAAUCUUGUUUAAUAACAUCUGAUGAAUGUACACAUCCAGAAGAAAAAUUGUUAAAGUGUAAAGUGUGCGAUAAAACCUUCAAUAGGCGAGCUAAGCUUACCAGUCAUGGACGUGUUCACUCAGGAGAGAAACCCUUUACGUGCAAGCACUGCGAUAAGUCAUUCAGUGACAAAUCCAAUCGAACUGCUCAUGAACGUAUCCAUACAGGGGAGAAACGGUUUCAGUUCUUUGUCAAAACUCCUCAAAUCUUCUAA